Pantherophis guttatus is the source of this 2255-nucleotide messenger RNA. It is a transcript of the gene VMA21, whose product is annotated as vacuolar ATPase assembly factor VMA21. The record is from RefSeq and is a predicted model, not a curated record. Lineage: Eukaryota; Metazoa; Chordata; Lepidosauria; Squamata; Colubridae. Gene Ontology annotation, biological process: vacuolar proton-transporting V-type ATPase complex assembly. Gene Ontology annotation, cellular component: endoplasmic reticulum membrane.
ACCGGAAGGGGCUUCCUUCGCGUCCUCCUCGAGGGCUGGAAAAGGAGGAGGAGGAGGAGGAGGAGGCGCCGUUCGGCCAUGGAGCGCUACGAGAAGGCGGCGCUCAACGCGCUUUCGCCCCCCGAGGCCCGAAGUGAAAUUUCAUUAGCCUCAACUCUAAGGACAAUGCUGUUCUUCACAGCUUUAAUGAUUAUGUUACCGAUUGGAUUGUAUUUCUCAACAAAGGCGUAUAUAUUUGAAGAUAUCUUUGGAAUGUCCAACAGAGACAGCUACUUUUAUGCUGCAAUUGUGGCCGUGGUCGCUGUGCACGUUGUCCUUGCUCUUUUUGUGUACGUAGCAUGGAAUGAAGGCUCCCGGCAGUGGCGGGAGGGCAAGCAGGACUAAGAGGUGAAUGGCUGCCUGACAAAGGAAGAUUUGUAGGUGUGGUGCAAACCUCAAAGACUUUCAGAAGUCCCUGCUUGAAUUGGAUGAGUUUGGUGGGACGGAAACAUUUCAUUUUGUUUGUAUGAAUCCAUGGUUUCAGGAGUCCCAAAAUUUAGCACAGCUGGGAAAAAACCAGCAAGAGGAGAAAUUGAGUACCUUUCAGAAAACGUUGAUAAAUUUUCUAGACAAAAAACGUGGACUCCCUGCACCGUAAGUAGAUAAUAGAUAAUAGCUUUCAGUAGACUUGGUAGUAUCAAGGUAAUUUUUGAGCUUCCAAUAUCAGUGAAACGGAUUGGAUUCUUAGGUCUUCGGGAGGGAGAUCAGUUUUUGGAUUCAGUCUGAACGGCUGAUCUUAACGGCUAAGAGAAUUAAUUGGAACUGGUGUUUAUUCUGUAUGAUGACAGAACAAUGAUGCCAAGUUGAACCAGACUAUCACUCUGAUAGCUUUUCAUGUAAGAUUGUUUCCCCCUAAAAAAUUAGAUACCGGGUUUUGUCAAAUGCCAUGAUUUUGAAUUCAGUUUUCCUGUUAUUCACUACCAAGGAGUGAAUUCCUUUAAGGAGGAGAUUUUCUUGUUUAAUGGACCAAGAUGUCAAUCAAUUUAUAACCCAAGAGAUGUUAUCUGGCCAUCCAAAAAUGUCUCCCAUGUUGAAAUUUAAAGUUUUGUUUUAUCACAUGUUCUUUGGGUUGAUCAAUUGCUACUUUCAGCAUCUUUCUGUUGGCAGCCUGUUAAUUUGCUGCCUUGUCUUAAUGCCUGCAAAGAAAUGACCCCGCUGCAGUAACAUUAUUCCUCUUUUAAUGCUGCUGAAAAUCAUGGACAUCAUGUGUUGGAAUGACUUUGAAAUUGGAAUUCGGCCUGAACGUCCCAUUGCCAGUUUUUGGCGGUGGGGGAGGGAAUUCUCUCGUAAUAUGUUGUACAUUAUUUGUUGUGAAAUAACGAAAAUUAUCUUCCCCUCCCUCUUUUCAUCGGUGAGAUGGUUGGCUGCCUCUGACAUGACUGGAAUUUUUUUGUUUUCUUCACCCAAGUAAUGUGUGGCUCCCACAAAUUGGUGGAAUGAACAUUUCGCAAAUGCUGAUCAGGAGCCAUGCUUGCUUCAAAAUUAAAUUAUUUCCCCUAAAUCUUGAUUAUAUUGGAUUUCUAGAUUUCCUCAUGUUGUUUUUACCAAUGAUUUUUGGUAAAAAAAAAAAAAAAGAAGAAGAAGAAGAAAGAAAGAAAGAAAGAAAAAAGAGUGAUCAGAUCAAACACUGGAAAUAUUUCAGAUCUGAAUGCAGUGAUCAUUUUCAAGUCAAAGAUUUGCAUUUUGUCAGAGAAAGCUUCCAAGUUAUGCAGCUGCUCCUUGUGUUGCACUACAAUGAUUUUUCACGGCCCUUUUAAAUUCCUCAUUUUUCUACGACAUUGCUGAUCUUAUUGUCUCCUCUCUGAUAGAUUAAAUUUAUGUUACGUAUUGCAAAUGCUGCAUUUACAGUCAAAAUGCAGUCAUAUAGAUUCCCCGCUGAGCCCAAAGAAUUGAAAUGGCUGUAGUAGUAGUUUCUGGAUGAUCCCUUGAUACCUAACGAGUUGUAAAUAUUGUACCAUCAGCAAUUUCUCCGACGUUGGAUCGCUUCCUUAUAAAUUGGCUGGUCUGGGUGUAUAUUAUGGGAUGUAUCUGUGGUAUAUGCUUGCACUGAACUCUAACCAAGGAUAUGAUUGGGCUUCACACGUUGCACUAAGCAGUUGGUUUUUGUCCCAGCACAUUAUGUGAGACUCGCUCAUUAAGGUAUGGAAACUGUGAUUUCUGAUUUCGGGUUUUGUGCAAACCCAAGUUUAUUUAUACAAUAAACUGCCUAAAUCAAG